This is a messenger RNA of Penicillium waksmanii, 1191 nucleotides long. RefSeq names its product structure-specific endonuclease subunit SLX1. Bases 1 to 1191 code for a protein of 396 amino acids. Gene Ontology annotation, molecular function: crossover junction DNA endonuclease activity; 5'-flap endonuclease activity. Gene Ontology annotation, biological process: double-strand break repair via homologous recombination. The transcript has 2 exons. The record is from RefSeq and is a predicted model, not a curated record. Lineage: Eukaryota; Fungi; Ascomycota; Eurotiomycetes; Eurotiales; Aspergillaceae. Gene Ontology annotation, cellular component: Slx1-Slx4 complex.
AUGGAUAUUCAAGAGGAGCCUCGACCCAUUCCAGCCUACUACGGUUGCUAUCUUCUCCGGUCCACUGUUCGACACUCCUCAUUAUAUAUCGGCUCAACGCCAAAUCCAAUCAGACGGCUAGCUCAACACAACGGAACCGCCAAAGGUGGAGCAAAGCGAACAUCCCGCGAUAACUUACGACCAUGGGAAAUGGUUCUUGUCGUGGAAGGCUUUAUGAGUCGCAUCGGUGCCCUACAAUUCGAAUGGGCCUGGCAACACCCCGAAAGAACCCGGCACAUCGAAUCCGACGAUGAAGUCUCCCGCUCAAAGGUCAUCAUCAAUUCCAAGACCGGCAAGACAAAGCCGCGUAAUUCGCGCUCGCGUAGAUCAUUGACCGCUCACCUGGAAGAUCUUCAUACGCUUCUUCGCUCCACCUACUUUUCCAGCUGGCCCUUGCGUGUUCGCUUUUUCUGUGCAGAUGUCCACCGGGUCUGGCGCAUCUGGAAUGACCGCGUCAAUGUACCCCUGCCUGACAAGAAAUUGAUUCUGGACGGAGAUUGCCCUGGAAAAGCGACAGCGACAGCGACCGAAAGCGAAGCGGUGGGUAGCAUCGAUAAGCUUACGGUGGACUAUUCGAAACUAGAGAUAUAUUUGGAGAAAUCUAUGUUUCUUCUUGAUGAUGCAGAGGGACUGAAGUGUCACAUUUGCAAAGCCGCUGUUCUUCCUCUCGCCGAGCAGAUCGUGGUUUGUCCACGGGAACCGUGCCGCGGUACAACCCAUCUUUUAUGCUUAUCUACGAAAUUCCUCGAAGCAGAAGGUGAUCCGGAUAGUCUCAUACCGACAAAAGGCACAUGUCCUGCAUGCAAGGAAACUGUGCCGUGGCCAUUGAUGAUGCAAGAAUUGAGCCUUCGCAACCGGGCCGAAAAAGAAGCUCAAGAAAUUCUGCGGAGAAAGGAUAAACGUGACCGCAAGAAUAAAACUAAAGAUGCUCGGCAAACUUCCGUUGAACCCUCAUCGCAACAAGCAGGUGGUUUGGCGAGUGAAUUGACUCAAGACGAUCCACAACUGGAAGACGACUGGUUUGACGGAGGAGACCUGGAUUCAGACUCAGAUUACGAUGGCCGACAACGGUUACCGACUCCUCCUCCGCCUUCCAGACUGGAAAUUGUCAUCGAAGACAGUGAAUGGGACGAUGCUGAAAUCGUGGAAUGA